UCUGUGUUAUUUGAUCGCUGACACAAGGCAGCCUGUGCGUUAGUAGGCUAUACGUCAAGAAUGAGAAGCGCACAAGACUUGGAGUUUCUAUCGGGACGUUAGGCGAAUGUGUUGCCGGUUUAAUACAUUAACUGGAGAAGCAUUACAUAUUUGAGGCCUAAUUCAAAGUUGGUGAUAUGUCUGAACCACCCUCAUCACCGUCCACAGGGCACAAACCUGUACUGAAGUCAAUGGAUACCGGACAAGGUCAGAGUCGGUUCCAGGUGGAUGUAGUGGCUGAGGCAGCAGCCGCCUCCAAAGCCGCCGGAGUUGCAGCUUCCAGUGGACCUAAGCCGGCGGGAACUGAGGAGGCAAAGGGCAGGUUUCGGGUGGUUGGCUUUCUAGAUCCAGGUGGAUCUACGAAUCCCCCCGAAGCCACUGACUUUGCUCAAAAUGGAGACACUGUCAAGAGUGAGGCCAGCCUGUAUUCCUCGGGCCAAACGCACUUUUCCGACACCCAUUCCAACACUUACUACAUGCGGACAUUUGGCCACAACACCAUUGACGCUGUCCCCAACAUCGACUUCUACCGGCAGACAGAAGCAACUCUUGGAGAAAAGUUAAUCCGACCGUCGCUCUCAGAACUACACGAUGAGCUUGAUAAGGAACCCUUUGAGGACAUUUUUGCCAGUGGAGAGGAGUUCAGUGCCAUGGAAGGGGUGCCAGCGAAGGAGAAGCCCGAGUCCAAGGGAACGGCUGUCAAGUUUGGCUGGAUUAAAGGAGUCCUGAUACGAUGCAUGCUGAACAUUUGGGGGGUCAUGCUCUUCAUUCGCAUGUCAUGGAUAGUGGGCCAGGCAGGGAUUGCUCUCUCUUGUGCAAUUGUUAUGAUGGCUGUAGUGGUAACCACCAUCACUGGCCUUUCUACCUCUGCCAUAGCAACCAAUGGCUUUGUGAAAGGAGGUGGAGCAUACUACUUGAUAUCCCGAAGCUUGGGCCCUGAGUUUGGUGGAUCUAUUGGGCUCAUCUUCGCCUUUGCUAAUGCCGUUGCUGUGGCUAUGUAUGUUGUAGGCUUUGCUGAAACUGUUGUAGAGCUUCUCGAUAGUGUGGAUGCUCUCAUGACUGAUGAACUGAAUGACAUCCGCAUCGUGGGCACCCUCACCGUCAUUCUUCUCCUGGGCAUCUCUGUGGCUGGAAUGGAGUGGGAGGCCAAGGCUCAAAUUGUUCUCAUGGUGAUUCUGGUGUUAGCCAUUUUCAACUACUUCAUUGGAACAUUUAUUCCUUAUGAAUCAAAGGAGCCCUUGGGUAUCUUUGGUUAUAAUGCUGCAAUUAUGAUGGAGAACAUGGGCCCAGACUUCAGAGAUGAAGAGACCUUCUUCUCUGUGUUCGCCAUUUUCUUUCCUGCUGCCACUGGCAUCCUUGCAGGAGCAAACAUAUCUGGAGAUCUUUCAGAUCCACAGGUGGCCAUUCCAAAGGGAACUCUUUUGGCCAUCCUCAUAACUGGAGUGGUUUAUCUUGCUGUAGCCGUUUCAGCAGGAUCCUGUAUAGUCCGAGAUGCCACGGGUGACCAUAAUGACACCAUCCCAAUGCCCAACGUUAACUGUACCGACGCUGCCUGCACACUUGGCUAUGACUUUUCCAUCUGUAAGGAAGGAGGCUGUAAGUUUGGCCUUCAAAAUGACUUUCAGGUGAUGAGCACGGUGUCUGCCUUUGGGCCUCUGAUCACUGCUGGGAUCUUCUCAGCCACUCUGUCCUCAGCUCUGGCCUCUCUCGUCAGCGCUCCAAAAGUCUUUCAGGCAUUGUGCAAGGAUAAUAUUUACCCAGGCCUCGGGGUGUUCGCAAAGGGUUAUGGGAAAAACAAUGAGCCUCUGAGGGGAUACCUGCUGACUUUCUUCAUAGGACUGGCCUUCAUUCUGAUUGCUGAGCUGAACAUCAUCGCUCCCAUCAUCUCAAACUUCUUCCUGGCCUCUUAUGCCCUCAUCAACUUCUCCGUCUUCCAUGCCUCCUUGGCCAACUCCCCAGGUUGGCGCCCCAGUUUUAAAUACUUCAAUAAGUGGGUGUCCCUGGCUGGAGCCAUCCUGUGCUGUGUGGUAAUGUUUGUCAUCAAUUGGUGGGCCGCUCUUGUAACCAAUGUCAUCGUCAUGGCUCUCUACAUUUAUGUCAGCUACAAGAAACCAGAUGUGAACUGGGGCUCUUCCACACAAGCACUGAUGUACAACCAGGCUCUGUCCCACUGCCUGCACCUCACUGGAGUGGAGGACCACAUCAAGAACUUCCGACCACAGUGCCUUGUGAUGACGGGCUAUCCCAACUCCCGCCCAGCACUACUCAACCUGGUGCAUUCAUUCACCAAAAAUGUGGGCCUCAUGGUCUGUGGACAUGUCCGCAUGGGAACACGGAGACCAGUCUAUAAGGAGAUACUAGGUGACCAGCUUCGGUAUCAGCGCUGGCUCUUGAAGAACCACACCAAAGCCUUUUACUCACCUGUCUUUGCUAAAGACCUGCGGGACGGAGCACAUUACCUGCUGCAGGCUACAGGGUUGGGUCGGCUGAAGACCAACACAUUGGUGUUAGGGUAUAAGAAUAACUGGAGGGAAGGUGAAAUGAAAGACGUGGAGAUUUACGUCAAUACAAUUCAUGAUGCUUUUGACCUGCAGUAUGGCGUGGUGCUCUUCAGGCUGAAAGAGGGCCUGGAUAUCUCACACAUCCAUGGACAAGAUGAGCUGAUGUCGUCCCAAGAGAAGGGCCCGGGGAUGAAAGAGUUUGUGGUGUCCAUCAGCCAGAGCAGAGACUCGGACAGUGAUGUCUCCAAACCCUCAUCAAAAGUCACCAGCACACAGAGCAGCCCCCUAAUCCAUAGGGAUGCUAAGCACCCCAGUGUGCCACUGAGUGUGGCUGAUCAGAAGCUUCUGGAGGCCAGUCAACAGUUCCGGAAGAAACAGGGCAAGGGCACAAUUGACGUGUGGUGGCUAUUUGAUGAUGGAGGGCUCACUCUACUUAUUCCAUAUUUACUCACCAACAAGAAGAAAUGGAAUGACUGCAAGAUCCGUGUCUUCAUUGGUGGUAAAAUCAACAGGAUUGACCAUGACCGCAGAGCGAUGGCAGCCCUCCUCAGCAAAUUCAGAAUCGAUUUCUCUGAUAUCAUGGUCAUUGGAGAUAUCAACACCAAGCCAAAGAAAUCAAAUAAGGAGGCGUUUCAGCAGAUGAUAGAGCCGUACCGCCUGCGGGAGGAUGACAUGGAGCAGGAGGCUGCAGAGCGGCUGAAGGCCCAGGAGCCCUGGAGGAUCACGGACAAUGAGCUGGAGCUCUACAGGGCCAAGACGAAUCGGCAAAUCAGGCUGAAUGAGUUGUUGAAAGAGCACUCUAGCACAGCAAACCUCAUUGUGAUGAGCAUGCCCCUGGCCAGGAAAGGGACAGUGUCCAGUGCCCUCUACAUGUGCUGGCUGGACACAUUGUCUAAAGACCUGCCUCCCAUUCUCCUGGUGCGAGGCAACCACCAGAGUGUCCUCACCUUCUACUCUUAAUGUGUCCCGGCACCCACAAUAUGCCUACAUGGUUGCAAUCAAAAACACUUAACAGGAUUUUUGUCUGGUCAUACCAAACUCACCAUUCAUAAAUAAAGGUCAUGAUACCUGUAGGGUUGCAGAGGACAUUAAAGAUCUCAUUGAUCCAGUGCUAGGGAUUUUGAUGAGUUAAUUACUCUGCACUUCCAUCACUGGAUGAUGAUGAUGUUUCUGAAAUGGCUUCACCAGAGAAUCCUAUUAGCUUGAGGGCGACGCAAUGGUAAUAUUAAAGUGUAACUGCACCCUAAAAUAUGUUUUUUGAGCUGUUGAUUGAUUGAAAUUACUCAUAAGUGGUGAACUGCACUAUUACCAGGGUUAACAUUGACAAAAAUCGUGUUUCCCGAGAAAAGUAACAUUUCGUAUGAUUUUGUAUUGGAGAUAUAGCUCUCUGCGCCCUCUACAGGUUGAAACAUGCCAUGGCAUUUUGGUCCAAAAUGCUAUUGGAAUGCUGACGUAGUCCUGCACUUCUCUGUAGAGUCUACGUCACCGGGUCGUUACAAAUUAGGAAUGAAACGCCCCAACACCUGCUGCCCUGAUUAGCCUACCUGUGAUAAGCCAUGUCUGUAGCACUCAUUCCCAGAAUGACACGAAAUCAACAUGGUUGAUUGGCUGCAGCAGUGCUGCACUCCCUUCCAAAUUUCAGAACGUCCCGCCCAUUUUGAAAGCCUUUUUCAGAAAUGUGAAGUGGGUGGAGUUAUGGGGUGCAGUUACACUUUAACUGAAAAAGUGCAUUGAAAGAACAUACAGAUCAGACUACGCUGGAAAUAGUUUUGUUGAGAUUGUUGUUUGUGUAAUAAUUAACUCACAUGUUUGGUCCAUGUUGUUUAAUUUGUAAUAUUUGAUGGUACAGUACGUAUCUUUUGGGAGAACAAGUGUCUUGGAACCACCACACAGCAUGCCAGUGCCAACGUUUAUUUUAUGCCAUUAAUAUUCGUUCUGAACUUAAAGCAUAGCAUGUUUCUGCGCUAUGUACCAUUACUAAACACUAAAUGAAUGAAUUUGUAACAAAUCUUGCAACAAAAUGAUUAUUUGGGACAUAAGAAACAAUUGCUCUGUGGUUAGACACUUUCUUGUUAUACACUGCCUCAAGUAUUUAUGUUGCUGUAAUGGUUCCAGCCUUACCACAUGAGUGCCUUUAGCUGAAGUCUGCAGUCAACACUAAGUAAUUAAUCACGGUCCCAUCAAUUAGAUAGACAAACAGAGUUAUAGCCAUCAAAACAUUAUAUUUUUUAUUCAAUUGUAGAUCUGCUGUGUUGAUUAAAGGGAAUUGGGUGAUUGAAACUAAUCAGAAUAUUGAAAUAAACAUUACGAAAGAAAAGACAAAUAAAAAGGGAUAAUUUGAAGAAUUUGUAUUAUCAAUAUUAUACAAAGUGUUUGAUUCAAAAUGAAACCUAAAAUGUCUCUAAUUGAGAACCAUCAGAAUCAUGUUUUCAGUGAUGCAAUUCAUGGGUUUCAUCAGGUCCCUUUCCACAGGUGCCAAUCAAGCACCAUGCAGUCUGCAUUCAUAAUCUAGGUGCUUGAUUUUAUACACCUGUGGGGGAUGUGAUGAUCACCCAUGAAUAGGUAAUUGGAACAUGACCACUUAGGUUUUUCUGUUCCUGUAAGUCAGAAAAGUCUGCUUACAUUGUUUUUACCACUAUAGUUUCAUUAGGUAUCUUUCUUAAAGUUUCUGUAAAUUAUGAGAUAUUCUGGAUAUUUGAAGUACAGGUUUAAAGCUUUACAUAUGCAAUCAUAAUCAUUGCUUUAAUACUAAUACCGCAAAGAUUACUUCCAAUACAAUAUUUUAAAUAUUAUUUUGCCAAUGCAUAAUACAGACUUUAAGGUAAAUAUGUUGUCCAUGCACUAUUACAAACCCAUAUUGGCAGUCGCUGAUUAAGCUAUACUUAUUUAUCUCUGUUCCAUAAUUAGCAUUAUGUUAAAUGUAAAAGUGGAUUUGAUAGUAAAUAUAUUUGUCAGGCAUGUUUUGAGAGGGGGUGAUAUGUCAUAUCGGCAAAUAUUUUGUGUAGAUUGGAAAUGCAUUUUGUACGACAUUGUUGCUGCAUUCUUUCAAGAUAAACAAACCUCAUAUAUUGCAAUAUUCGUUUGUUGGGACUAUUAAAACAACUACAAGAGUGAAAUGUGCAAGAAACUUGUAAAAAGUUGAAAUAAAUUGCUUAACCAGA
Sardina pilchardus (European sardine) is the source of this 5701-nucleotide messenger RNA. Its product is annotated as solute carrier family 12 member 2-like. Gene Ontology annotation, biological process: potassium ion import across plasma membrane; sodium ion homeostasis; sodium ion transmembrane transport. Gene Ontology annotation, cellular component: apical plasma membrane. The transcript has 26 exons. Bases 177 to 3500 code for a protein of 1107 amino acids. The record is from RefSeq and is a predicted model, not a curated record. NCBI's taxonomy places the organism in Eukaryota, Metazoa, Chordata, Actinopteri, Clupeiformes, Clupeidae. Gene Ontology annotation, molecular function: sodium:potassium:chloride symporter activity; ammonium channel activity.